Botrytis byssoidea is the source of this 4342-nucleotide messenger RNA. RefSeq lists its product as uncharacterized. NCBI's taxonomy places the organism in Eukaryota, Fungi, Ascomycota, Leotiomycetes, Helotiales, Sclerotiniaceae. Bases 1787 to 3751 code for a protein of 654 amino acids. Gene Ontology annotation, cellular component: intracellular membrane-bounded organelle; cytosol. Gene Ontology annotation, biological process: glycerophospholipid catabolic process. Gene Ontology annotation, molecular function: A2-type glycerophospholipase activity. The transcript is spliced from 3 exons. The record is from RefSeq and is a predicted model, not a curated record.
ACCGAAUCGCUGGCCAAAUCACCGACCAAGAAUGUGAUGUGAUGAUCAUCUCGACCAACACCUGUCAAGAGACCCAACAACCCAAAUUCAAGCACGGGAGAAGCGCGCGCAUGAGAGCAGCCGCCAACAUAGUAAUGGCGGCGUCCUUGCAGUAAUGCAUAUAUGACAUUGCGAGAUGAGGCAUUUACAUGCAACAUCCUCGUCGUCAAACUCAAAACAGAGCGGCCAUACGAUCGAUACGAUUCCUAAUUCACAACAUCAAUACGAUCAAUACGACGGAUACGAUACGAUUGUGUGUACAAGAUUUUGUCCGCACAAAUACCACAUCUGCAAUUAAACUGGGGAACCCUCAAUAAGGAUUUUCGACAGAACAGGGUUAGUUUAUCAUUCCAGGUCUCAUUUUCCCCUUGAGACUUGGCUUUGACCUAAUCGAGCUCAGCUUGCUUUUGUUUGGAAUUGCGACUGCGCCUUGUGGAUGGAGGAUUCGCAUAAAUAUGCUUACUCCGCAUAUCUCAUACUCCUUCCAACCUUCGUAUGUACCUAAUUGAUGAGUGAGCUGGUAUGGUAUUCUUUAUUUCAUCCUCUCUGCCUCUUCAAAGGCCAAAGGAGAUUUUGCCAACCGAAGCGCCGAGCUCUCUUGAUAAACAGAGUUUAGACUAUCAUAUUAAAGCGGACUCGUCGAACUAAUCCGAAUAGCGGCACUAGAGCGGGAGAAGCCGAUUAUCCGCACAGUAAGGCAAAACAAAUAGUGGCUGACUUUACUUAUUUUCUCUUCGAUCUAAUUAAUAAGUGUGUCUUCCUGUUCGAAGCUCUCACCACUUCGCAUUUCGUAUCUCGCAUUCCAUAAGGACCUACUUACCGAGUACACAAAGACAGAAGAGGAGGUCUGUCUUACCUUAUUGUACCUUUUCCCCUCCAUUCCCCCUGCAUACAAGACAACCGAAAAGUAGCCGGAAGAAUCAUUAUCAUCAUUGCCGUCAUCAAGAACUGAAUUAGCAACACUCGAGUACCUCCAGCAUCCAACACACUGUCCUCCGUAUACAAUUUGAAAUUCACCGCAGUUUCUUACAUCUUCUUUCCCCACAUAAUCAGCACUUUCUUAGUUCUAUUCUCAUACAAGGCUGUGAAAGGUACAUACAUUAGUGGACCGGUACAGCUGUACAUUUACCACGUCUAAUACAUACAUGCGUCUAAUGUAAUCAAUACCAGCGAGAAUUUUGCUACAUGGUCUCGCAAGGUUAAGGCUGAGGUCUCACCAGAGCGAAUUUAGCUAAAUAAUACAAGAGCUAAUGAUUUCUUUUAUAUUACCGGUACCCUAACUACCACGCUCCUUGACUAGCAACUACCUUGUACCUAUCUCGUCUCAAAGGAUUUCUUCACACAAUUUACUUUUUGUUCUCAAACUCUCUGAACGAAUCAAACCGAAAGCUACCAAUUAGUCGGAAAUUUGCGUACAUUAGCCGUCUUUGACUCCCUGUAGAUCUCCUGUACUAACGUUUAGACCGAAAAAAGCGUGGACCUGCGUCAUACGAACAUAUAAACUGGCCGAGCCUCGUUCUUUAGCUUUGCCGUUCCCGUUUGAGCCCUUUGAUUCAAAACAUCAUCUUUUCCAACAAGUACGGGAAAGAGGGAGUGAACGAGAGGCGAGAGAGAGAAAGUUUUACUUUUAUUUUAUUUUAUUUUAACUAUAUUAUAUCUUCUCUUGAAUUUCUUUCUCAUCUUUGCUUUCUCUUAAAUUUUCUACCUACCAACCAACUUCCAGGUAACACAAGACAGUCACGUCAAUAUGAAAGCCUUCGGAACUAUAGUAGCUUCGGUUGCAUUGUCUUCAGUAUGUGAUGCUCGUCAAUUGGUUUUACCUCGAGAUGCGUCUCCCGAAAUUAUCGCUGCUGAAGUGUUAGCUGCACCGAUGUAUGCUAUCAAGCGUGCAUUACCAGAUUCACCAACAGGAAGCUACACACCAGGGGCAGUAGAUUGUCCUGGUACGAGACCAACAGUCAGAAAAGCCAGUGAAUUAUCUGCCAAUGAAACAUCAUGGCUAGAAUUACGAAGAAAUAAUACCAUUCAACCCAUGAUAACUUUCCUCAAAAGGAUGAACAUUUCUGGAUUCGAUGCAACCGCCUAUAUAAACAAGGUCUCCGGUAAUGCAUCUACGUUACCGAAUAUUGGUAUAGCAAUUUCUGGGGGAGGCUACCGUGCAAUGAUGAAUGGUGCUGGAUUCGUCGCUGCUGCCGAUGAUCGAACAGCCAAUUCAACAAACACGGGACAAAUCGGAGGUCUUUUACAAGCUACAACCUACCUUGCAGGUCUUUCUGGUGGUGGAUGGUUGGUAGGAUCACUCUAUACCAACAACUUCAGUACUGUCGAAUCUCUACGAGAUAGUUCUCGUGUGUGGAACUUCCAAAACUCGAUUUUCGAAGGACCUAACGAUGAUGGUAUUCAGAUCUUGAGUACUGCUGAUUACUACAGUACAAUUGAGAAAGAAGUUUCUGGAAAAGCAGAUGCUCCUCUCAAUUUCAAUACUUCGGUCACCGAUUAUUGGGGACGCGCAUUAUCGUACCAAUUGAUUAAUGCUACAGACGGUGGACCAGCUUAUACCUUUUCAUCAAUUGCACUCCAGGACAACUUCGCAAAUGGCGAUAUUCCUAUGCCUCUUCUCGUCGCUGACGGUCGUUCGCCAAACACCGAGAUCAUAUCACUAAAUUCGACAGUCUACGAAUUCAAUCCGUUUGAGCUUGGUUCAUGGGAUGCUACGACAUAUGGGUUCGCACCCCUUCGUUACAUUGGAUCAAAUUUCACCGCUGGUUCCAUCCCUGACGGUCAACAAUGUGUUCGUGGUUUUGAUCAAGUCGGCUACGUGAUGGGUACUUCGUCCUCGCUUUUCAACCAAUUUUUGAUUCAAGCCAAUCAAAGUUCGCUUCCAUCUUUUGUCACCGACGCGUUCACUACCAUUCUCGACAAGAUCGGAUUCACCAACAAUGAUAUUGCGCAAUAUCAGCCUAACCCCUUCUACGCAUUUAACAAUGAAACCAAUCGCAAUGCCGAAACCACUCAAUUGGAUUUGGUUGAUGGUGGUGAGGAUGGUCAAAACAUCCCUCUUUAUCCUCUCAUCCAGCCUAUCCGUGAGGUAGAUGUAAUCUUCGCAAUCGACUCAUCCGCCGACACCACCUACUUCUGGCCCAACGGAACAUCCCUCGUUGCAACCCACGAGCGUUCCCAAAAUGAAACCAUUGCAAACGGAACCGCAUUCCCCUCGAUCCCGGGCCAAAACACAUUCGUCAACCUCGGACUCAACAAACGCCCCACUUUCUUCGGUUGCGACCCCUCCAAUUCCACAGGCCCAACCCCCUUAGUCGUCUACAUCCCCAACGCUCCCUACAUCUACCAAUCCAACGUCUCGACUUUCGACCCCUCCUACAACGCCACCGAACGCAACCUCAUCAUCGAAAACGGCUACAAUGUCGCUACCAUGGGUAACUCCACCAUCGAUCCCGAGUGGCCAACCUGCGUUGCCUGCGCGGUCAUCUCCCGCUCGCUGUACAAGACCAAAACUACCGUCCCCGAUGCAUGCACCGCCUGUUUCAACAGAUACUGUUGGAAUGGCACGUUGGAUACGAGCGAUGUGGUCUACGAUCCUGCCUACAUCGUCGGAAAAGUUUCCGCUUCUUCCGAUGCGGCAACCUUGGGAGGAAACAAAUUCACAAGUAUCAUUGUCGCGCUUGCUGCAGCUGCAUUUGUUGUCUGGGCAUAGUAUAAUAUGAUAUGAGGAAAUAUACUAUACGUAUAAGGAGCAAAAAGUUAUCGCGAAAAUAAGGACAAUGUUUCGGGUUUUGGGAUGGGUUUUUUGGAUGGUUGUAUAUAUCACGACAUUAUAAUGAGGGAUGAUGGAGGUCCGAUUUUAUUUUCGCAUUUGCCUUGCAUUAAGGGAGGAAUGAACGUCGUUGGUUGGUUGGCUGGUUUUUAUUUUUGAAAUAUUAAUUACGGGUGAGGAGAUGAUGAGUGGAUUAUACUGUUUUGUACUAUUUGUACUAUUUAUACCUAACUUUUUUUUGGAUGUAACAAAAUCGAAUUACAAUGUACGUGUAUGAGUUUAAGAAGUAUAUUCUCCUGUGAUGGAAAUUAUAGAUCUUGCAAGGUCAACCGGGUGUAUGAGUUUUGCUUACGUACUGUAUAUCUGUGAUGAGAGAUGAGAGUCGGUUCGGGAAUUGAUGGGGUUGAUAUUUUAUGAAGUCAUACACUCAUACACUCAUACACUCAUAUACAAACAUACAAACAUACAAACAUACAAACAUACAAACAAAAACAGAAUAAAAAACCAAAAAGAACAUCCAAUCCUAAAUGG